This is a messenger RNA of Patiria miniata (bat star), 4099 nucleotides long. Its product is annotated as transcription cofactor vestigial-like protein 4. The record is from RefSeq and is a predicted model, not a curated record. Gene Ontology annotation, molecular function: transcription coactivator binding. The transcript has 4 exons. Gene Ontology annotation, biological process: negative regulation of DNA-templated transcription. Bases 359 to 1204 code for a protein of 281 amino acids. Lineage: Eukaryota; Metazoa; Echinodermata; Asteroidea; Valvatida; Asterinidae.
UUUUCCAUUCAUUGCAACUUGUUUGAUCGGCGCAUGAGGCGAUCGAACCUCACCACGGGAGCCGCAAUAACUACCGAAUUUCUCCUGUGCAGACCCAGGCAAAAAACGGCGAUCGGACACCGGCCAGGGAGGAAACGUCAUCGGAAUCGACCCCUUUAUCAAUCGCUCGCAUUUCCCCGGCUUUUUAGGGCAGAUGAACGGUUGUUUUUCGGUGGUGAAAUGCGGCAGUGAAUGACACCUUGCGUUGCUGCGGAUUUUUCCCAAUAGGUAACCAACGUACGUACGUUCGAGCUGCCGGGAGAUCUGAUCGAUUUACCCUCGUCAUCGUUGUCGUGUGUUGCCAACAAAUUCCCGCGGUAUGGAAACUCCAUUGGAUGUGCUCUCUCGCGCAGCAACCAUGGUCGAAACAGACCGGCCUGCAGGCAGUAAUGCGGUGCUACGGAGCGAAGAUCUCAGAUCGGAAGCCUCCAAGGAGCUGCCGUCCCGCGUCAACAGACAGCGACGCAGCACUGAGAGACGAGAGCUAGCCCAGGUCCUGCGGUUUGACGAGCUGCGCAAUGUGGGCAGCAGGACGGCUGCGGCAAGCAUGAUGGACACGACGGCGGCAGCGGUAUCCACACGGUGCGCCGGAACGCAAACGGAAAUCACGACCAUGAGGUUAGAAGACAAUGACGUGGGCGUCCCGGAGGUCAAUCCUGCCCUCCCCACCCCCAGCACCUCGCACCUCACCCCGUCCCCCACCCACCUCCCCACCCCGUCUGGCAGCGGCAAGGAGGCGCAGCAGGUCCGGCCCUCUGUCAUCACCUGUGCCCCGUCGCAGCCGAGAGAGGGCGCUGUUCGGGAUGGGCACUGUAGCGCAAACAGCCAGACCUUCGGAAGGACCAACGGUUACACGACGUCGUCCACGUCUACACAUCCAACAAACUGCCAUCGCCGAGAAAUUUCAAUAGGUGUCUGUGACCCUGUAAUCGAGGAGCACUUUCGCCGCAGCCUCGGCAAGGACUACAAGGAGAACUACGGAGCCUCCAAGCCCACCGGCUCCGCCGACGGCGUGGUCACCAUGAUCACGGGUUCCGUGGACGACCACUUUGCCAAGGCGCUGGGCGACAAGUGGCCGCAGAUCAAGAACGUGAUGGAACCGGCCAGGCAGUCGCCCCCAUCCUCCCCCCGCCUGGUUCACCCAGCAUCGGUCAUGUCCACGUAACACAAAAUGGGAUCGAACAAUUAAUACUCCACUCUCUGCACAAUGCUUGAGUUGUCAGCCAAGUUCAGAUUGUGCAAUUCCUCAUUAUUUGCAUGGUAUCGUUACGGGCUUGCUUUUCCCUAAACCAAAAAUAGGAGUCUGACUGUUACGAUAAGUGGUGCGACCGACGAAAGGAUGGAAUGUUUGUAUUGGUAUGUGUAAGAGUGUACAACAUGAAUUCAAUAUAGCAGGGGUGACAUUUCCUGAUUUCGGGAUUUUUAAGGAAUCUUUUUGGGAAUUCCUGAGGUUUUACCGUAAAGGUGUUUUUACCUAUAAAAAUAUUUAUAGAUAUACAAAAAAUCUUAAGGGGUGCCUUUUGGCAAAUAUGGAAAAUAUCACAGACCCUGCAUUGCUCUAGGGGCCCUCAGUGACUCUCAAACCCUUUGUCGAUAUUUUUGUGGAUUUUUAAGAAUUUUCCCCCAAUCUUACCCUUGUGAGAGACCAAAGUAUGUUGUUAAUAGGUGAUGCGAUUCUUGGAAGAUUUACCCCCAUCUCCUGAAGCAUAUUUUUUUGGCAGGAAGCCUUUCUAAAUCCUCCAAAAAUCUACCAUAUAGCUGGAGGCCAAUGGCACUCUAACAUGGCAUCAAGCCUCUUUGACUGUUUCCCAUAAAAUCUUCCCAUAACUUUUUGAAGUUGCUGGGAGGGAUUUGAAGGUCCAGGCCAAUGACAUGCCCGAGUCAUUCAAGCAGCCAAGAAAGUGGGGAUCACACAAGUUUUUGAGUGGAAAAUGAGUGUCAGAAUUUGGAAAAAGACAUUACUGGAUUUGAAACUCAGUCUAUUCAUUUCAAAAGUUGUCCCCAGUUUCAGGUAGUCUGACGAUCAGACAUUCAUGUGUGCAGAGCCGCACUACGAACGUCUGCUAUAUCCGAGCAUGCAAAUUUUAUGCGACCCUGCGCGCCAGCCAAUUGGAGUCGACUUCAGAAAUUGUGAUGCCAUUUUGAGCCGAAAUUUGGCCUAAGCUGUUGAUUGGUCCAUUGGCUGCCAUGUUUUGUAAUACGCCAACAGGUUACCAAAGACCUGAUAGAAGGCGCCUGCUGAAUGGUCAGACUCUGGAGGUCAAGAAGCAGUCUUGUUUUUGCAUAAUUAAUUGCCAAACCUGUGUGUAUGUCAUAGACGCUUGUGUGCAAGUGGAUUUUCCAUAGACUAAGUUUCAGGCAGAUAGAGUGAUUUUUUUUACUCAUUGGAAAUACGAGAGUACUGAAAGAAGUUGCGUGUUUACUCAUCAGGAAACUUAUUAACAAAUUUAACAGAUUUCAACUCAGAUUUCUGCAUAAUAUAGAUUUUUUCAAACUUCAACCAGAAAACUUAAACCUUGUUAGAUGAAAUGCCUUGACAUCAAAUGACCAAUUUAAAAAAGAAAUAUUAAACUUUUUUUCUUUCAUUCACCAAAUACUUUGCAGAAAGAAAGGGUGUACAUGCAUUGUAUUAAGUAUAGAAUCCGGUACACUGAAUCCAUUUUGUAAUUUCCAACCAUAGUUGAUUUGUUUUUCAAGACGAUACCUCGCUUUACUGAAAUGUUGACCUUUUGUUAUUGAUGGAAUUUUACAAUUACCUACAUGUGUCCCCUGUUUUUCACCCACAUUUUAAUCCAUGGUAAUUCAUUGUAAAUGCAAAUUUUAGAUCUAUUCUAUAUCCGUGAAUUCUUUCUCCAAAGUUUAAAAAAUUUCAUAACCCGUAAAUUUAGUAGCAAUUUGGCCCUGUGGAAGGCAACAGUCGUUAAAAACACAACCUUUUCAUGGUGAUGAGAAACAUAGGGGAAAAAAAUGUAUACAAUUUUGUACAAAUUGUUUGAUGUUUUUAUGUAAAUAUUCAUUGAUUUAUUGAGUUGGAUCGUAAAGAGGCACAAGGUUUUUUUUCCCCGCCUUGGGGACAUACAAGUGAAUUAUUUCAAGAAUGUGUUUAUUUCAGUCAGUGCUUCUUGUCAAAUGCAGGGUCUAAAGUAACUGAAUAGGGUGAGAAAAAAAAUUUCUGAAAAUCGAAGUGUGUACAUAAUAGUCAAAUAUUUAACACAUUCCUGAAAUUAUUCAAUAUUAAAUAGAAAUGCUACGGAAAUUCUUGUCGGCUUAUGGGCGUGUCAGUCGUACUGUGCUGUAUUUUUUUUGGUACACAUAUUUUUAUUUUUUUUUGAAUUAAAACUCCAAGGCAACAAUACCUUCUUCCGAUACAAAGAGACCAAAUCUUCGUUGAAAUAUUUCACAUUCUGGAAGUUAAGUUAUGGGUUCCAUAUUUUUUCUUCAUUGAAAUGUGUACGCCAAAUUUGGAUUUGAAUUUAAAAAAAUGCAAGAAUUGAAAGCUCAUUUUAUUGUCGUAUAGGUCUGAUAUCUUACUAUUGAAGCAACAACUUCGACAACUAUAUUCGCAGAGCAAUAUUUCAAUGUUUUCAAUAUUUCAUAUUCCACACAAAGAAACAUAGACCCUUUCUCUGUAUAUAACUGUAAUUAUCUAUUGCAAAAGUGCGUUGUAUAUAUCAGUAUGCCAUAUAUUAUAUAUAUAUCAAACUAAUUGUUUCCAAAUUGUUAAUGUUUAUUUUCACGGGAUGCUUUUUACAACCUAUCAUAAACCAUACCUCUUGAACAACAACCUGAGAAACUUGUCCAUUUCUGGGAAAAAAAAGUUUGUUUGAAGAAUCCUUAUGGAUUUAUCUGCUUUUUAAUGGAGAGGUUUGAAUGUAAGCGGUGAACUGUAUGCAUGUUACAUUUUGUCAGAGAGCCAGUUAUUAUUUUUUUUCAUUUGUAAAUAUUAUUGUUGCUUCAUAAUUAUAUAGUCCCAGUUAUAUUAAUGUUAUUAAUAUCCUGUCUUGGAAAAUAGAAGAAAAAGAGAGAUACACUUUUCCAAUAAAUGAGAAUUUCUUGAAUC